Messenger RNA from Acanthochromis polyacanthus (spiny chromis), 3377 nucleotides. RefSeq lists its product as uncharacterized. The record is from RefSeq and is a predicted model, not a curated record. The coding region runs from base 180 to 3359 and encodes 1059 amino acids. Gene Ontology annotation, molecular function: zinc ion binding; aspartic-type endopeptidase activity; nucleic acid binding. NCBI's taxonomy places the organism in Eukaryota, Metazoa, Chordata, Actinopteri, Pomacentridae. The transcript has 2 exons. Gene Ontology annotation, biological process: proteolysis.
GAAUGUGUGAUGUCAGGUAUUCUCAGGGACUUUGAGAGUAUCGCGAGACGAGAGACAAACAAGGAAGUAGCCUGGGAAAAACGUGUGCACUGUGAAUUAUCGGAGGUGGAAUAAAAACGACAUCUUGAGAGCACCAAAGACUAUUUAUUUUACAUAUAAACCCUUCACAUGGUGUCAGAAUGGCGAAAUUCCAGCCCCCGGAAAGUUUUUGCUUUGAGAAACCCUCAGAAUGGCCUGAAUGGAAGAAACGUUUCACGAGGUACAGAAUAGCAACUAAACUGGACAAAGAGGAGGGCCCAGUUCAAGUUAGCACGCUGGUGUAUGCGCUCGGUAAGGAGGCAGAAAGCAUUCUCAGCUCAUUUACCUUUGAAGAUGAAGCAGCUGAGUCGGACUAUGAUACUGUGUUAGCAAAAUUUGAUGCAUACUUCAUCCCGAGGCGCAAUGUGAUCCACGAACGGGCGUGUUUCAAUCAGAGGGUGCAACGGCCAGGGGAGCGUGCAGAGACAUUUAUUCGCGCACUUUAUGAGUUGUCUGAGAACUGCUCGUUUGGCACAAACCGUGAGGAAAACAUAAGAGACAGAAUAGUGGUGGGGAUCCUUGAUAAGGAUCUUUCCCAGAAACUGCAAAUGCUCCCAAAUCUCACGCUGGAGAUGGCUAUACUGGAGACACGACAGUCAGAAGAUGUCAAAGCCCAAGUCAGCCAACAGGGGGAGCCGGCGUGCACCGUGCAAGAGAUAGCUCAACGUGACGGCAGCGGGGCAAAACCAAGAUGGCAGCGCCCACAGAGGGACCGGCUGAGAGACGGUGACAGUGCAGCUGACCGGGGGAAAUGUGGCCGGUGUGGGAAAACAUCACACAGGCGGGAGGAGGAUUGCCCAGCAAGGAGGUCUACCUGCAACAAGUGUGGAAAAAGGGGCCACUGGGAGAGAGUGUGCAAAAGUAAACUGGUGAGGGAAGUGAUUGAUGAUGGUGACUGUGAAGAGCAGGAAGAUUACUAUCUAGGCUCAGUUAACAGCACAACUGACAACAAUGAUGAAUGGACUGUCACAUUGAACAUUGAGGGCUCACCAGUAGAUUUUAAAAUCGACACUGGGGCUGAUUGUAGCAUCAUAAGUGAAACUAUGUACAAAGCCCUCCAGAAGAAAACCGUCUUACAGAGGCCAAAGAAAAUACUGAGUGGUCCUGGGGGAGGGCUUAACUGUUUGGGGCAGUUUAUAACAAAGACUAGCUACAAAGACAGAUCUUACACAUUCAGACUCUAUGUUGUUCGAGGACAGAGUGUAAACAACCUACUUAGUAGGCCAGCAGCCUUAGCUAUGGGGCUAGUAAAACGAGUAUAUGAGAUUAACAGCGAGCAAGAGUUUGGACUACUGAAAACCCAACCAGUUAAAAUCGUGCUCCAAGACAACGCCCAGCCCUACGCAGUCUGCACAGCACGGCGUGUACCCAUACCCCUCUUGGCUGCAGUGAAAGAGGAGUUAGGUCGCAUGGAGGCCAACGACAUCAUCGAGGCUGUGACUGAACCAACGGAGUGGUGCGCCCCGAUGGUGCCCGUUCCAAAGAAGUCUGGAAAAGCACGCAUCUGUGUCGACCUGAAGAAGCUUAAUAAAGCCGUCAAAAGAGAGCGUUUCAUACUACCAACAUCAGAGGAAAUGAUAACCCAGCUCAGUGGCUCUACUGUCUUCUCUUCACUAGACGCUGCCUCGGGAUUCUGGCAGAUCCCGCUGGACAAGGACAGCCAGAGACUAACUACCUUCAUCACACCAUUCGGAAGGUACUGCUUUAAACGUCUUCCUUUUGGAAUCACCAGUGCGCCGGAGAUAUUCCAAAGAAAAAUGGUGGAGACACUGGAGGGACUGGAGGGCGUGGCUGUAUAUAUGGAUGACAUCAUCUGCCAUGGGAAAGACAUGAGAGAACACGACGAGCGUCUGGAAAAGGUCACUGAGCGCCUGGAGGCUGCCGGUCUAAAACUGAACUCGGAAAAGUGCGUUCUGAGAAAGAGUGAGUUACACUUCCUGGGCCAGGUUAUCAACAGAGAGGGCGUCCGUCCUGACCCUGAGAAGGUGUCGGCUAUUAAUAAACUUGAGCCACCUGUGAACGUCCAAGAGCUCCGGAGGGUUCUCGGCAUGAUAACCUACCUGGGCAAAUACAUCCCAGACCUCUCCACAGUGGGCCAACCUUUGUACGCACUCUUAAAGUCUGAUGCAGCAUGGAUGUGGGGUCCAGCCCAGCAGACAGCUUUUGAGAAAAUCAAAGAGCUCCUCACAACAUCACCUACCUUGGUGUACUACGAUGUCAACAAGGCGACAGCGGUCUCGGCGGACGCGAGCAGUUAUGGGAUAGGAGGCGUCCUGUUACAGCUCCAUGGCGCAGAGUGGAGACCUGUGGCAUACUGCUCAAGACGACUGACCGAGGCUGAGACUCGGUACGCUCAAAUCGAAAAAGAGUGCCUUGCGAGCGUGUGGGCAUGUGAGCGUUUUCAGAUGUACCUCUAUGGCCUAUCGUCUUUCAAACUCAUCACAGAUCACAAACCGCGUGUCCCUCUCAUGAACUCUCGAGACCUCGAUAACGUGCCCCUCCGCUGUCAGAGACUCCUUAUGCGGUUAAUGAGAUUCAACCCAGUGGCGGAGCACAUGCCGGGGAAGACUUUAGUUGUAGCAGACCUCCUUUCUAGGAGCCCACAGACAGAGACAGGACCCGGCCCAACCAGCCCUGCCGACAUUGAGUGCUACGUUGCAGCGGUGAUGAGCAGCAUCCCCGCAUCAACCAGGAGAAUGGACAGCAUCCGGACUGAGACAGCAGCUGACGGGCAGCUCCAACUGGUUAUCAGGUCCUCGCCACACAGCAGUACGGGUGUCAGCCCCGCAGAGCUGCUCAUGGGCAGAAAAAUCAGGACGACACUGCCCACCCUGAACAAGAACUUGCAACCGAAGUGGCCGAAUAGAGAGCAAGUCAGAGCACGGGACACUGUGGAGAAGAGCAAACAGGCAUUCUACUUCAACAGACAUCAUGGGGUGAGACCACUCGCACCACUGCAGCAAGGCGACCAUGUCCUCACCAGACUGGAUAACGACAAGACAUGGGCCACACCGGCUGUAGUGGCUGGUGAGAGUACUACGCAGAGGUCUUAUCUCGUCGAGACUGGGCAGGGGACUCUGUACAGGCGAAACCGUCGCCAUCUGCAAGCGGUGCCCACUGCUGGGGCUCCGGUGAGGGGCAACACAAACUUUGAAACAGAUACACCAGACACUCAGGCAGGCCCGACCUUGGGAUCCCCUGGUCCUGGGGUGAACUCUGAUGGACAGUUCCAGACCCGGUCGGGUAGACGAGUGAAACCUGUCCAGAGACUUGACCUGUGAGGGGACUGUUUAUUUGAA